AUGUCUAACUAUGAAACUGGAUUCAUGAAAAAAUUAAAAAAAAAUUAUAUUCGUCGUAAUUCACAGGAUUUAAAUAAUAUCGUAACAAAUCAAACAAGUGAAAAUUUGAUCACUCCAGUUUAUCAACCAAUAGAAGAAGUAUCAACUAAACUUGAUAUUGAAGAACAGCCACAGUCAAUUGAAACGUUAAUGACACCAGUUGCUCAACCAAAACAAGACACAUCAAACAAACUCGAUGUUGAACAACAAUCAAAAAAUAAAAUAAUGCUUCAAUCAAAUUGA
This is a messenger RNA of Adineta steineri, 282 nucleotides long. The record is from the annotation of a GenBank genome assembly. NCBI's taxonomy places the organism in Eukaryota, Metazoa, Rotifera, Eurotatoria, Adinetida, Adinetidae.